AUGGAUCAGGAUUCAUACAAUCAGCAAUACUUCUCCCGCCAGGUCGCCGGUCAGCCUUCGCAAGCGACCACCGCUGCCGGCACUCCUAUGCGCCCAGGCACCCCCGAGACCAACAACAGCCGCAAUCCCUUCAACGAUGGUGUCGAGUCUCAAGCAUCUCAACGUCCCGGCAUGGGCACAAACCCCUUUGGCACACCAGCCGUCUCCCGUCCCGCAUCAAGCUUCGGCUCCUCCAGCGCCAUUGGCACCCGCUUCGACGAGCGUUCCCAGCGCUACUUCCACUCAAGGCGCAUUCGCAAGGAGGACGUAGAGAAGCCCUGGUUGGACAAGGCCGAUCCCAAGGAGAAAUGGGUCACAAUCAUUCCCAUCGUCGGUAUCCUGCUCGGUCUGGCCAUCUCCGGUUUCCUCAUCUGGGACGGUAUUCACAGUGUCGUCAAGCACCAAUACUGCCCUGUUCUCAUUGAGGACUUCAGCUCUGGCAACCUUGACAGCAAUGUUUGGACCAAGGAGGUCAACGUUGGUGGCUUCGGCAAUGGCGAAUUCGAGUGGACAACCGCCGACGCCGAAAACAUCUUUUUCCAGGAUGGUGCCCUCGUCAUCAAGCCCACUCUCACUGACAACACCAUGAUUGAGAAGGACACUGUCGUUGAUCUGCUCAAGGAUGGAACCUGCACAUCGGACAAGUUCUCUGACUGUGUGGCUGCCACCAACACUACCGCUGGAAACUCCACCAUCGUCCCUCCUGUCAAGUCUGGCCGCCUCAACACCAAGAAGGGUGCCACCAUCAAGUACGGCCGCGUCGAGGUUGUUGCCAAGCUCCCCAAGGGCGACUGGCUCUGGCCCGCCAUCUGGAUGAUGCCUGUCGAAGACACUUACGGCUCCUGGCCUGCGUCUGGCGAGAUUGACAUCAUGGAGUCUCGCGGCAACAACUGGACCUACGAGCAGGGUGGCGACAACAUCAUGUCUUCUGCUUUGCACUGGGGUCCCGACCAAGCCAACGACGCUUGGUGGAGGACCAACAACAAGCGCCAGGCUCUGCACACCACCUACGGCGACAACUUCAACACCUUCGGCCUCGAAUGGUCGCAGAAGUACCUCUUCACAUACGUCAACAGCCGUCUGUUGCAGGUCAUGUACACCAACUUCGAUGAGCCCAUGUGGCAGCGCGGUGACUUCCCCCAGGCCAACUCCAACGGCAGUCGCCUGACGGACGUCUGGAGUCAGACUGGCCGUGCCAACACGCCCUUUGACCAGAAGUUCUACCUCAUCCUGAACGUCGCCGUCGGUGGCACGAACGGAUGGUUCGAGGACGGCAAGUCCAACAAGCCCUGGCUCAACACCAGCCCCAACGCCAAGAAGGACUUCUGGACGGCUACCGACCAGUGGUUCCCCACCUGGACGCAGCCCGAGAUGACCAUCAAGAAGGUCUCCAUGUGGCAGCAGUGCGACGGUAACGAGGAGCUGUAA
Molecule: messenger RNA, 1467 nt
Organism: Colletotrichum siamense
Lineage: Eukaryota; Fungi; Ascomycota; Sordariomycetes; Glomerellales; Glomerellaceae
Gene: BGBP
Product: Beta-1,3-glucan-binding protein
Exons: 2
Coding region: 1-1467 (488 amino acids)
Biological process (GO): carbohydrate metabolic process
Molecular function (GO): hydrolase activity, hydrolyzing O-glycosyl compounds
Source: RefSeq, a predicted model, not a curated record